CGCGAGCGCGGCGGGAGGCUGCGUGUGGGCGGCGGCCGCGCCCGGGGUCGCGUCGGGGUCGCCUCUCGUCCCCCGGCUGCCCCUCGGCCCCGGUCUCGUCCGCCUCAGCCCGCCCCGUCGCCUCCCCGGGCCCGUUCUCGUCGGCGCCCGCCCUCCCGCCUCCCUGCGGCCUCCCCAGGGCCCCGGCGGGAUGGGGGACGACACCAGCCCCAUCAGCGUGAUUCUGGUGAGCUCGGGGAGCCGGGGCAAUAAGCUGCUGUUCAGGUACCCCUUCCAGCGGAGCCCGGAGCACCCGGCGUCCCAGGCGAAUAAACCCCAUAGCAGAUAUGCCGUGAACAGCACGGGGGAGCACGCCGACGACCAGGAUGGUGACUCCAGGUUUUCAGAUGUUAUUCUGGCAACAAUUUUAGCAACCAAGUCUGAAAUGUGUGGCCAAAAAUUUGAACUGAAGAUCGAUAAUGUACGGUUUGUUGGACAUCCAACACUGCUGCAACAUGCUCUGGGGCAGGUUUCCAAAACAGACCCGUCCCCAAAGAGAGAGGCGCCCACCAUGAUUCUUUUUAACGUGGUGUUUGCCCUGAGGGCCAACGCGGACCCGUCGGUGAUCAGCUGCCUGCACAACCUGUCGCGGCGCAUUGCUGUGGUGCUGCAGCAUGAGGAGCGGCGCUGCCAGUACCUCACCCGGGAGGCCAAGCUGAUCCUGGCCCUGCAGGACGAGGUGUCUGCUGUGGCCGAUGCCAGUGAAGGCCCCCGGUCCCCGUUCCACCACAUCCUGCCCAAGUGCAAGCUGGCCAGGGACCUCAAGGAUGCCUACGACAGCCUGUGCGCCUCGGGUGUGGUGCGGCUGCACGUCAACAACUGGCUGGAGGUCAGCUUCUGCCUGCCCCACAAGAUCCACUACAUGGCCGCCAACCUCAUCCCCCCGGAGGCCGUGGAGCGCAGCCUGAAGGCCAUCCGCCCCUACCAUGCCCUGCUGCUGCUCAGUGACGAGAAGUCCCUGCUGGACGAGCUCCCUGUCGACUGCUCCCCUGCCCUGGUGCGCGUGAUCAAGACCGCGUCUGCCAUGAAGAACCUGCAGCAGCUGGCUCAGGAUGCCGACCUGGCACUGCUGCAGGUUUUCCAGCUCGCAGCCCACCUCGUGUACUGGGGCAAGGCCAUCGUCAUCUACCCCCUGUGCGAGAACAACGUCUACAUGCUGUCCCCCAAUGCCAGCCUGUGUGUGUACUCCCCGCUGGCUGAGCAGUUCUCCCGCCAGUUUCCAGCACAUGACCUGCCAACAGUCCUCGCGAAGUUCUCACUGCCCAUCUCCUUGUCAGAGUUCAGGACCCCCCUGGCCCCGCCGGUACAGGAGACCCAGCUGGUGCAGAUGGUGGUGUGGAUGCUGCAGCGCCGCGUCCUGGUCCAGCUGCACACCUACGUCUGCCUCAUGGCUGCACCCAACGAGGAGGCCUCCCCACGCGAGGGCGACAUCCCCUUCUCCGCCCGUGUCGGCGGCCGGAGCCUCAGCACCCCGAAUGCCCUCAGCCUCGGCUCCCCAACCAGCAGCGACGACAUGACCCUCACCAGCCCUAGCAUGGACAACUCCAGCGCAGAGCUGCUGCCCAGCGGGGACUCGCCGCUCAACAGGAGGAUGACUGAGAGCCUGCUGGCCAGCCUGUCCGAGCACGAGCGGGCGGCCAUCCUCGGCGUGCCUGCGGCACAGAACCCUGAGGACCUGCGCAUGUUCGCCAGGCUCCUGCACUACUUCCGGGGCCGCCACCACCUGGAGGAGAUCAUGUUCAACGAGAACACUCGCCGCUCACAGCUGCUUACGCUCCUCGACAAGUUCCGCAGUGUGCUGGUGGUGACCACCCACGAGGACCCCAUCAUCGCUGUCUUCCAGGCGCAGCUCAAGUGAGGCUGGGGGCAGCGGCCUGGCUCCCGCCAUGUGCCUGUCACACAGGCCCCCACCCUUCUGCCUGCGAGAGGAGCUGGCUUCAGGCCUGCCCUGAGCACCGGAGGCUCUGGGUGGGAUGUGGUUGACACUUUCUAGGAACAAAAUGUUUAUUUGGUUUUUAAACAAUUAAAAGCCUCAUGAGAGCAGG
Choloepus didactylus (southern two-toed sloth) is the source of this 2084-nucleotide messenger RNA. RefSeq names its product NPR3 like, GATOR1 complex subunit (gene NPRL3). Lineage: Eukaryota; Metazoa; Chordata; Mammalia; Pilosa; Megalonychidae. The record is from RefSeq and is a predicted model, not a curated record. Gene Ontology annotation, cellular component: GATOR1 complex. Gene Ontology annotation, biological process: cellular response to amino acid starvation; TORC1 signaling; negative regulation of TORC1 signaling. The transcript has 13 exons. The coding region runs from base 191 to 1897 and encodes 568 amino acids.